AUUUCCGUCAUUUAGGCGUAGUCGUUUGUUUGUCCAGUUCUGCAUGUUUGUUGUAUGUUUGUUACUCUAAAAGUGUGUGGUGCAGUCGUGAUUGUGUGGUUUAGGUUUUGUAUACGCGCACUAAAUCCACAGCAGCAGCCAGACUGGGAUUUUUGACCUUCCUGCGUCCACAUAUUGUGAAAGGUAUAAAAACGACUGCCAGAGGAUCUCAUUGUCUCUUUACAUUCAUCACAGCAAUACGACUACACUGGGAAAUGGCCACUGCAGGGAAGGUGAUCAAAUGUCGGGCCGCUGUUGCCUGGGAGCCCAAGGCUCCCCUGGUAAUGGAGGAAAUAGAAGUUGCCCCACCGCAGGAAGGAGAAGUUCGAAUUAAGAUUUUAUAUACAAGUCUGUGUCACACUGACCUUUUUCACCUGUUGGAGUCGACGGACAAUAAAGGUUUUCCCACUAUACUGGGGCAUGAAGCAGCUGGAGUGGUGGAGAGUGUUGGACCUGGAGUCACUGAAUUCAAACCAGGUGAUAAGGUCAUUCCAAACUCUGGCUGUCAGUGCAGAGAAUGCAAGUUCUGCAAGAGUCCAAAAACAAACCUGUGUGAGCGCAGCUGGGUAAAUGAUCAUAUUGAAUUCAUGUCAUAUCCCAAAACAAGUUUCACCUGCCGUGGUAAGCCCAUCCUGCAGUUCACCAACACAGGAACUCUGGCCGAGUACAUUGUUAUCAGACAGAUUUAUGUGGUAAAGAUUGAUGAUGAUGCUCCUCUGGACCGCGUGUGUCUGCUGGGCUGUGGAGUCACUACAGGAUAUGGAGCUGCCGUCAACUCAGCUGGGGUUACUCCAGGCUCUGUGUGUGCCGUGUUUGGACUCGGUGCGGUCGGUCUGGCUGCAGUCAUGGGCUGUAAAAAUGCCGGAGCAUCUCGCAUCUUUGCUGUGGAUAUUAAUGAAAAGAAGUUUGAGAAGGCCAAGGUGUUUGGAGCUACAGAUUUCCUGAAUCCCCAAGCAUACAAUAAACCCAUCUCUGAAGUGCUGAUAGAAAUGACCAAUGGAGGAGUGGACUUCUCUCUGGAGUGUGUGGGCAACACUGAAGUAUCGAGGCAUGCACUGGAGUCGUGUGCUAAAGGUUGGGGUUUGAGCGUUUUGGUUGGAUACACUAAUACGGACUUCUCUUCAAAACCAAUUCAACUCAUAUAUGGGAAAACCUGGAAGGGAACUCUUUUAGGAGGUUUUAAGAUCAAAGACGGUGUUCCAAAACUGGUUCGUGACUACAUGUCUGGCAAAAUAAUGCUGGAUGAGUUUAUCACCCACAGAAUGAAUCUGGAGCAGGUCAACGAUGUUGUCAAACUCAUGAAAACUGGACAAUGCAUUCGAUGCAUCCUGGAUAUGUCCAAAUAAGAAGGAAAUUAUCUUCACGAUACUGACUACACUGCUACAGUACAAGACAACAGAUGGAAACCAAGACACUCCAUACUAGUUUAAUGUACUGUAGAUAUAGCUAAAGUGUGUCAAUCUUGUACUCCAAUUAUGAUUGCAAGCUCCUGAAUGAUCUUGUCACUUGUUGAAAAACGUGAUUUCUUUGUGAUUCUUUGUUGCGCAUUUAAAAAAAAAACAAAUAAAGGAGAAAAUAUACUUUAA
Messenger RNA from Danio aesculapii, 1625 nucleotides. RefSeq names its product alcohol dehydrogenase 8b (gene adh8b). The transcript has 10 exons. Gene Ontology annotation, cellular component: cytosol. Gene Ontology annotation, molecular function: S-(hydroxymethyl)glutathione dehydrogenase [NAD(P)+] activity; zinc ion binding. The coding region runs from base 255 to 1385 and encodes 376 amino acids. The record is from RefSeq and is a predicted model, not a curated record. Gene Ontology annotation, biological process: formaldehyde catabolic process. NCBI's taxonomy places the organism in Eukaryota, Metazoa, Chordata, Actinopteri, Cypriniformes, Danionidae.